Brassica napus (rape) is the source of this 5615-nucleotide messenger RNA. RefSeq names its product 1-aminocyclopropane-1-carboxylate synthase 9. Gene Ontology annotation, biological process: amino acid metabolic process; biosynthetic process. The transcript is spliced from 7 exons. The coding region runs from base 1312 to 2724 and encodes 470 amino acids. Lineage: Eukaryota; Viridiplantae; Streptophyta; Magnoliopsida; Brassicales; Brassicaceae. Gene Ontology annotation, molecular function: pyridoxal phosphate binding; 1-aminocyclopropane-1-carboxylate synthase activity; transaminase activity. The record is from RefSeq and is a predicted model, not a curated record.
CAUCAUUUAGUUAUUUGACUAAUCAAACUUAGGAACGAACUACGACCCCUGAAAAUCUGGACAUCCAGCGGCUAUAGAUAUUGAUUUCAACUUUCAAAAUCUUUCACCUUAUUUUCUUGUUAUGUUAUAUAUAUUUAGCUUGAUUAUUAUAGUCUGUCAUCAUACAUUAUAUGUGAUAUGCGUUGAGCAAAUUCCUUUUCUGUCGGUAAAUAUGGUUUACGUUUUCUUCGGCUUAUCAAUUAUUUAAGGUAGCAAAUUUAAAAAAUAUCCAACUCGGUCUUGCUAUAGUAAUCUGUUUCCAGCAACUAAUUUAGAUAUGGAUUUUAUAAACAAAUAAAAAAUUUAGAUACGAACAUGGAUAAUGACAUUUGCAUAUUAGUGAGUUCUGAAAAACUUAAUUAACAUUAUUAUAUUGAUUGUGCCAUAAUCAUAUUUUACAUAUUAAGCCCUAUCCUAGUUUUUUAUUAAUACAUUUUCGAAGGUCUGAAAAAAUCAGUUCAAAACGUUUUUUAACCGUAACUAUCAUUAACAUUUCUGCCAAAAAACUACUCAGAGUAUAAAAUACACACAUUCCAGACAACUCGCCAAAAACGAGGUGUACCCCCAACACAUCGUCAUGACAUUCGAUCUACAAAUAUAUUUGGUCGCUAAUCCGGUGUCCGGUAUGGGCGGUGACGGAAAACGCGUUUAUUGGACCAAAUGUAAAACUUACAAAAUUUUAGUCUAACUUUUACCAUUUUUAUCCGGUGUCAUUUUUAGCGUUUUUAUUAGCCGGUGUAUUAUUUUCUACUCCUAAUUUUAUGACAUUUUAGUCUACUUCUUCCUUUUUUAAUAGGCCAUUCUAUAAAUCUAAAAAUGGAAUAUUUGAUGUCUUUUGCAAUUUGAACGUUAUACAGAAAGACACUUAAAGAUCUGUUUAGAUUCAAAAAGAUAUGUUCAGACUUGUAUAACAUAAGCAAAAUGUCAGUUUAUAUAAUAAUUCAUAUAGCUAAAACAACAAAGUGAAGAAAAUUUGAAUAUUCUUUAGGACCAAAUCUUGAAUAUUUAAGUUCAUAAAGACAAUAAAUGAUAGCUGAUAAAUUAUUAGAUUAGUCAAGUAAAAACGGAAGUUGUCUCUCACAUGGCGAGACAAUUUUUCAAAGAGAAAACAAUAUAUAUACCUCCCACAUACCUCAAGCAUCUACAUUCCACAUCUCACUCUUCACCAACUAACUAAACCCUAAUACAUCAUUUCUCUUUAACAACCGAUUUCUUAUAUAUCUUCAUUGUUCAUCUUUCGUUCAACCCAAAAAUUAUUUUUGUAAUUUAAAAAUGAAACAGCUGUCGACAAAAGUGACAAGCAAUGCUCAUGGACAAGACUCAUCUUACUUCUUGGGAUGGGAAGAAUACGAGAAGAACCCAUACGACGAAAUCAAGAACCCUAAUGGGAUUGUUCAAAUGGGUCUUGCUGAAAAUCAGCUAUGUUUUGAUCUCAUAGAGACAUGGUUAGCUAAGAAUCCAGACGCAGCCGGACUCAAGAAGGACGGCCAAUCUAUUUUCAAAGAGCUUGCUCUCUUCCAAGAUUAUCAUGGCCUACCAGAAUUCAAGAAAGCUUUGGCAGAGUUUAUGGAGGAAAUAAGAGGGAAUAGAGUAACAUUUGACCCACGAAAGAUUGUUCUAGCUGCUGGUUCAACAUCUGCCAACGAAACUCUCAUGUUUUGUCUAGCAGAACCUGGAGAUGCUUUCCUUUUACCCACUCCUUACUAUCCAGGAUUCGACAGAGAUUUGAAAUGGAGAACCGGUGCAGAGAUUGUACCGAUUCACUGCUCCAGCUCUAAUGGAUUCCAAAUAACAGAGUCAGCUCUUCAACAAGCUUAUCAACAAGCUCAAAAGCUUGAUCUUAACGUCAAAGGGAUUCUUGUUACCAACCCAUCUAACCCACUUGGCACAAUGUUGACCAGAAGAGAACUUAACCUUCUCGUUGACUUCAUCACCUCCAAAAACAUUCAUCUCAUAAGCGACGAGAUCUAUUCAGGUACCGUGUUUGGGUUUGAACAAUUCGUUAGCGUCAUGGAUGUCUUAAAAGACAAGAAACUCGAGGACAGCGAAGUCUCCAAAAGAGUUCAUGUCGUUUACAGUCUUUCCAAAGAUCUCGGUUUACCCGGUUUUCGCGUUGGAGCAAUAUACUCCAACGACGAAAUGGUUGUUUCGGCUGCGACGAAAAUGUCGAGUUUCGGCCUCGUUUCUUCCCAAACACAAUACCUUCUCUCUGCAUUGCUUUCAGACAAGAAGUUCACAGGUACAUACCUCAACGAAAACAAGAAAAGACUCAAGAUUCGUCAAAAGCAACUCGUGUCCGGUCUUGAAGCCGCAGGAGUUACUUGCCUUAAAAGCAACGCUGGUUUGUUUUGUUGGGUCGACAUGAGGCAUCUCUUGGACACAAACACUUUCGAAGCAGAGCUUGAGCUAUGGAAGAAGAUUGUGUACGAAGUGAAACUAAAUAUUUCACCCGGUUCAUCGUGCCAUUGUACUGAACCGGGUUGGUUUAGGGUUUGUUUCGCCAAUAUGAGUGAAGAGACACUCGAUUUGGCGAUGAAAAGGCUCAAAGAAUACGUAGAGUCAACAGAUAGUAACAGACUGAUUUCAAAAAGCAGUCAUGAAAGGAUCAAGCGUUUGAGGAAGAGGACUGUCUCUAACUGGGUUUUCCGGGUUUCAUGGACCGACCGUGUACCUGAUGAACGAUGAAAUUAAUUCUUCGUCCCAAGUUUUAGACACAACAAAUCUUCACAUUUAUAUAAAUAAUCCAUUUUUUUUUAAUAUUUUGGAAAACGUACCAACAUUUUCCAAAAUAUUUAUAUCACUAUAUUUGUGUUUUCAUAUAACUAUGUUUUAUUUAAUUAUUCAUAUUUGUAUUGUUGCAAUUUUUUUUGUUUGGGUAGAGUGUUACUAGUUAAGUGCACUCUGUCCAAAUUUUGAUUUGCAAUAGCUACUAUAUACAUAGAUAUAAAAAUAUAUCAUCAUGUAAUGUCAAUGAAAACUGCAUGUGUUCCAUACAAAUGUAAGAGUUAAUUUUAUCCGUAAAUCUGUACAUCUCAUAAAGUUUGACAAUUCUUUUGUAGUAUACAAAAAUAUUAACCAUGGAUACACACGCAGCUUUCACUGAAAGUUAAUGGAUGUUGAAAAUGUUUGAUGUUUACAGAUUUACGAAAAUAUUCAAAUUUGGAUUUGCAAUGAACAUACUAUCCAAAUAUCCAAAAAUAUUUGAGAGUUUUUGAAUGAACAAAAAAUCUGGUACAAAAGUUAUCUCUCUCCAAAAUAAUUUAUAUAUUUACAUUACUCCGAGCUAAGUAAAAGAUUGAUUUCAGUUGCAAUAUUCAGCACCGUAAUUUCUCAUCUCUUCAUCAAACAUGUGUUUCUUGUUAGAAGAAAAAAGAGAAAACAAAUGGGUUUUCAUCUGUUGAAAAUGUCGACAAAAAGAAAAUCGGAUUUCGUUCAGGUAGUGCUCAAUAUUCAAAACACAGUUCUUAGGCUUCAUUCGGAUAUUUCUCUAAUACAAUUCUUAUCAUAUUUUGGGUUUUGAGUCGAAUACGGAUUCAUAUUUCAGGUUCAAUUAUAAACGCACAUGCUUAUGCUAUAAUGUGGGCAAGAUUGUAGGUGUAUUACAUUAUGAGCCAUGUCAUAUGAUGCAACGAUUGUUAGAAAUCUGCAUACAUUAGUCAUUUUAUUUCUUUCGAUUGGAGAAAUCUAUAAUAGUCCAAUCAUUUUGAAAGAAUGUAUACUUUAGCAGUAGUAGUAUUUCGUUUUUGUCAACUUCUCAAUAGUAGCAAUUUAAAAUCCAAAAAAUGUCGUCAACUGAGAAACUAUCAAUUAUCAUUUUAUAAUUAUCAUAGACAUAUUCAAUCUAUUGUUACUGGUUUAUCAUAUACCGGUCGUAGAUUAUUAUCUUAAAUAGGUACACGUAGACAUAAUAUCUAUAACUAUAAAGUUGAAGUAUUUGUCUUUUUAGACUGUCCACGUCAUUCUGGAGAGUGGGGCUUUGUUGCCACGUGGCAGCUUCAAUUUUUUACCCUAUUCGAAAUAUAAUUGCUUAUGGAUCUGGGUUAUUAUACUUUUCUUGGCCCAAACCGAAUCUAAAUAUCUUUUCACCGUAUUGCUAAAAAAAAAGACCCUUUCACCUUCUUCUACUACCGUUCUCUUAAAAACCUUUUUUUUGUAACUCCUAAGAUCCAAAUUUAUGGUUUCGUUACUCUCAUCUCCACUUCAAUAUCAUUCUCAGUUUAAGUCUCUAUUCCAAUUCUCUUUUUGAAGGAGGUUCGUUUUCUCACCAAACUGAAGCUAACAAUAAUGGAGAUUUCCCAAUUGUACCUUUCCAACUUGGAGACCGGUCGUUUUAAGGACGUGGUGGUGACACGUCUUCUUCGAUUCUGGGGAGUCGGUACUUUGAAGAAAGGAGGCGAGCUUAUGGGGGAGGGUGGACAUGUCGACGCUAAUACAAAGUACUAUCACCGCACCUCGGCUCUACACUUUUAAAAAUCUACUCAGUGAAGGCGCUGUCUACGAGCUUAGUAUUUUCUAUAUUGCUAGAAGCAAUAACCACUUCAAACUGUGCGCCUCUCCUGUCUCUAUUCGAUUUACCGAGCAUUCCAGCUUUGUCGAGGUUGUCGACCCUGCGGAAAUAAUCAGGUUUUGCAAUUAUGAGCAGCUAAGGGCUCUCACUGACACCAACAUAGAUUUGUCCGAUAUUAUGGUCAGGAUAGGAGUAUAAACACCAUCUACAAUGACGAAAACGAGUCGAUACAGCGUGUUAUGAUCACUAUCCAGCUGGACAGUUUCGUAGCCGUCCCCUACACAAGCACCAUUAAGUUUUAAGUUUUUAAAGUUUUAUUUAACUUGAUAGAUGUUUCUUACUGAUAAACCUCAUCAACCUCUGCAGGUCAACCACUGUGUGUCAAUGUGUUUGAUAAGGUUGCAUGACAAGUUAGUCCUCUUGGAUGUGGAGACAAAGGUCAUGACUGCAACCAACAUAAAUUCCAAAUUAUUGUGCAGAUCAUUUAUUCCUCAAAACCACAUUAAGGACACACUUCUACUUUUAUCAUGGAAGCCAAACCACUCAGUGUUUCUUAAAAAAGCUCUAUAGAGUAGAGAGUGAUUCCUCUGGUAUAUCUUCCAAAUAUGGUGGAGUUUCUUAUAUAGCACCACCCAAGUGAUGAUAUGGCUGUAGCUGUUAAACUUUCUAUGGUCCCAAAUCCAGUGGUGAAAAGCAUUUGUUCGGAUCACACAAACGGGCCAGAUGAUGUUCCAAUUAUUGAAGGAUGUCCAGCCAGCACCGACCCAGAGCCUGCACAUACUGAUUCAGUCAUGACCUCCACCGAGACUCCAGUUAAUGAUGAAAAGGCCCCCAGUUCAAUGUAAGCUCGCAAAUACUGAUCACUCCAACUAUGGAGACUUGGAAUUUGCAAAGUUCAGUCCCAUUGUUUGUUUCAAAGUUUUAUGUUUUCCUUCAAUAAUGCUGUAAUCCACAUACUUUUACUUGGCACCAAAAUGUUUUUAUGUACUUUAUCUUUUAUUUGGUACAAUGCCAUUUAAAUAGUUGAGUUUGUUAUGAGCAUUAUUUAAUUUAAAUUAUUUUUAAAUUA